Messenger RNA from Malaya genurostris, 2431 nucleotides. RefSeq names its product chromatin assembly factor 1 subunit B (gene Caf1-105). The transcript has 4 exons. Gene Ontology annotation, molecular function: protein binding. The record is from RefSeq and is a predicted model, not a curated record. Gene Ontology annotation, cellular component: CAF-1 complex; nucleus. The coding region runs from base 96 to 2384 and encodes 762 amino acids. Gene Ontology annotation, biological process: DNA replication-dependent chromatin assembly; nucleosome assembly. NCBI's taxonomy places the organism in Eukaryota, Metazoa, Arthropoda, Insecta, Diptera, Culicidae.
GGUGCUUCGAAUGCGGAAUAAUUUUUUAGUUUUCUCUUCGCUAAAAACUGUAUUUUUAUCGUUUCUUUAUUUAAACUUUUUCGAGAUCAAUAGCCAUGAAGUGUCAAAUUCCCGAGAUAUCCUGGCACAACCGAGAUCCAGUGCUAAGUGUUGAUAUUCAACCGAGGACCAGUUCAGAUAAAAAUGAACUCUACCGAUUGGCUUCUGGAGGAACCGAUACGCAUGUUUUGAUUUGGCACAUGACUCAAAGUGCCAAAUGUGGCACAAUUUCGUUGGACGUUGUUGCUGAUUUGGCUCGUCAUCAAAGAGCUGUCAAUGCGGUCCGAUGGUCCCCCAAUGGUGAACUACUGGCAUCCGGUGAUGAUGAAAGUGUUAUUUUCAUCUGGAAGCAAAAGGGCGAAACUGAAGUGUUGAAUAUCGUCGAUGCUACUAAUGAUCAGGACAAAGAGAUCUGGAUCACAUUAAAAAUUCUUCGUGGUCACAUGGAGGACGUCUACGAUCUGUGUUGGUCACCGAAUUCGAUGUAUCUAAUCAGUGGAUCAGUUGACAAUACGGCGAUGGUUUGGGAUGUCAACAAGGGAAAAUCGCAACACAUCUUUUCUGAUCACAAGGGUUUCGUGCAAGGAGUCGCUUGGGAUCCAAAAAAUCAAUACCUGGCGACUCUGAGUUCGGAUCGCUAUUUUCGCAUUUUUGAUUUACAAUCGAAAAAAGUUUUAACAAGAAAUAACAAAUGUUCGCUUCCGGUGCCUAAAGAUUCUCCGCUACAUGGACAAACAAUACGAUUGUAUCACGAUGAUACUUUACAAACGUUCUUCCGUCGAUUGAGUUUCAGUCCUGAUGGAAAUCUAAUAGUCACACCUGCUGGUGUAGCGGAGAUACCUGGAGUGCCAAAGCCCUUAAAUACGACCUACAUCUAUACGAGAAAUUCUCUGAGGCAGCCUGCUAUUACUUUACCGUCUCCAGAUCAAUAUACUGUUGCAGUUCGGUUUUGUCCACGGUAUUUCAAGCUGCGUCCCCAUCCUGCUCACAAGCCGCCGGUUAUUCCGCUUCCAUACAGGAUGAUAUUCGCGGUGGCCACCAAAAGUUCUGUUUACUUGUAUGACACACAACAGAAAUCUCCUUUUGCACUUAUCUCAAACAUUCAUUACACUCGGCUUACGGAUCUUUCCUGGUCGAGUGAUGGAACAAUUCUGAUUGUCUCGUCCACUGAUGGUUUUUGCUCUAUGAUUUCUUUUACGGAAGAUGAAUUAGGCGAAGCGCAUGUGCUGGAAACUGAUGAAUCUAGCGGUACUGAGAAGGAGAAAACUCCAACAAAAAAAGCUACUGCAGGAAGGAAGAAAUCAAAGGAUGGCAAAGAUGAAGAAAAGGAUAAGAAGGAAUCGAAGCUAGAAACGGUCCCAGAGGAACAUGAACGAAAAGAUGUAAAGCCAAUUGAAAUUGUAAAGUCCAAAGAGGACAAACCGGCACAACCGAUUGCAUUCCGAAGGAAGCCAAGAGAUGCUGAAAAUGUUACAGAACAAAAGACCGUUGAAAUAAAAUGCAUCAAAGAAGAUGAGAAUCCUCCUCAGCCAAUAGCUAUCAAGCGUAAACCGAAAGAAUCAGAACCAUCAAGUGAUAAAAUCAUUGAUAAAAUAAGCGAACCAAGGAAACGACCACGUUCAAACAGUGCUGAAAACGAUGGACAAUCCGAUGAGCCAAAACCAAUAGCAAUCCGUCGCAUUACAUUGGAAAACAACGACACAAAGUCAGGAAUAAUAGUGAAAGAAAUCCCACCGGUUAAAACGCCUGAUGAAAAAAUUGUGCAACCUGCGAAAGAAAUAAUAAUUGAAGCAGAAAAAAUUAUCAGUAGCGAAGAGAAAUUCGAAAGUCCAUCAAAAACAAAUCGACCGGCGACGCCAAUAGCCGUACGUCGACAUCCGCGAACUCCGGACGUCACUCCAUCAGCUGGUGGCCCGGAGAGCUCGGAUCAAGAUUCAGCCACUACUCCUAAGCCAACUUCGAAAAAAGCAGCCACUCCGAUUGCGGUCAGAAAGCACCCUCGCUGUUUGGCACCUGAUUCUGUGCAGCCAAAAGCUGUGACACCCACGGAAAUCGAAGAGGAUGCCGUUGACACAUGGCCAAUCGAUCAACCAAAACCGGUACCGAAAUCAAUUGUUUGUAAUUCAUCCCUCGCAGAAUCGGAACAAACCGAGGAUUUCAAGCUAGUUAUUUCCGAUGAUGAAGAUGAUGUUGUUACCGAAGAUCAGAAGAGUGUUGAGCAGGACAUUGAUGUUACCAAGGAAACAGAUUCGACUUCGGUUGCGGUGGUCACGACACCCAAAACGCCUCGACGAGUUGAGUUUCGUACUUUGUCUACGCCUAAGUCGAAGAAAAAGCUGCUCUAACUGAGUACGGUUCGAAGUUGCUUUUAAAUAUAAUAUAGUUAUUUUCU